Molecule: messenger RNA, 2252 nt
Organism: Leptopilina boulardi
Lineage: Eukaryota; Metazoa; Arthropoda; Insecta; Hymenoptera; Figitidae
Product: suppressor of Mek1-like
Exons: 5
Coding region: 995-2065 (356 amino acids)
Source: RefSeq, a predicted model, not a curated record
UUGUCUUGUUAAACAAGAAUCUGAUGAGCACAAAAUUCUAAAUUUCAUAGGGUGACAGUAUUUGUCUUGUUAAACAAGAAUCCGAUGAGCACAAAAUUCUGUAUUUCAUAGGGUGAGAGUAUUUGUCUUGUUAAACAAGAAUGCGAUGAGCACAAAAUUCUAUAUUUCAUAGGGUGAGAGAGUUUGUCUUGUUAAACAAGAUUCCGAUGAGCACAAAAUUCUAUAUUUCAUAGGGUGAGAGAGUUUGUCUUGUUAAACAAGAUUCCGAUGAGCACAAAAUUUUAAAUUUCAUAGGGUGACAGUAUUUGUCUUGUUAAACAAGAAUCCGAUGAGCACAAAAUUCUAUAUUUCAUAGGGUGAGAGUAUUUGUCUUGUUAAACAAGAAUUUGAUGACCACAAAGGGUGUUUUCGGGAGUCAUUCGCAGCAGCUGCCUGCAGCACUCAGUGGUGCUCAAAAGAUUUUUCUCAGAUUUUUUUCAUAAAUGUAUGUUUGAAAAUAAAGGCUAAUUUACAUCCACAAUUUAUUUGCGGACAAUUCCUGAUACAUGCGCAAUGCGACUUUUUUUAUAUCUGCCCACGUUUUUUUCUUUUUACCGUAGAGUUCAUGUUUGCCGGUUGCAUUCAACAACCCGGAUAGCAAAAUGCGCGCACAGUGCCAGACACAGGCAUGACGCAAAAGUGAUUGUGAUUUGUGAUAAUUUUAAAGUAAUUAAAAACAAAAUGAAUAGUCUAAUUGAAAGUUUGUGUGUCACAGCUGUUAUUAAUCCAAAAACAGGUGGGAUGAUUGUAAGAGAAGAGGAUCAAUUUAUACUGUGUGAGGUUCUGAAAUGUGACGGUAAGUAAAAAAAAGGUUUAUUUCUGUUAUCAUCUUCAAAUGUUAUUAACUUGAACUUUAAUUAAUUUCAUGUUGACGCCAAGUACUUCUAAUUUUUGUUUGUAAUAAAACUUGUGAUUUUUAUAAAAGUGACAUUUUUUUACUUUAGGAACCGAAACGAUGCAGUAUAUGUCGCUUGCUGAAGUCACGCAAGUUGUCGAUCUCAUGACUAAUCGUCAACCAUCAUUUCAAGAGGAGGAAUAUGUGAUCAAUGAUGAUGAUGAUGACGAUGUUGAUGAUGAAGAGAAUGAAGAAAUCGAAAAUCCAACAUUCCAAGACGAUAACUGUAUCGAGAAACAAAUCAAUGAAGAAUAUGAUGACGAUCAUGAAAAAGAUCAAGAAAUUGAAAAUUCAAAAUCGGAACUACUUCAACAACAUCGAUCUUCUAAUACAUUGGCUUUUUUAGAUCCGCGAAAUAAAAAUGUCUUCUAUUCAAUGCCGCGACCUGAAGAUAUUUUGAAUCGCAGUUCGGAAAAGGAGAACAUUGAUCCAGAUUUUUUGGAAUCUCCAUCAACUUCAUCAAAUAAUUGUGAUUCAAUUGACCCCACCGAAAAGUACGCCGAGGACGAAAACAACAACCAUGGCAACGACGACGACGAUGACGACGACGAUGAUGAUGAUGAUGAUGAUGGAGGAGAAAAUGAAGGAACUACAGAUCCAAGUAAGACGCGCAUAAUUUGGAAAAAGAAAAUGACUCGAUCAUUAAUUAAUCAUUACUCCGAACUCCAAAAAAAAUCGAAAUUGAAGGGUGUAUUAUUUUGGAAAAAAAUAAGUGAGUUGCUAAAGACGCAUGGUUAUGCAAUCCCUUACUCCAAAUGUAAGUCUAAAUGGGACGGGUUAUGCAGAAAAUACAAAAAUUGUUUGCAGAAAGUGAAAUCGACUGGUGCAAGUCCGCCCGAUUUCACCUUUUACGAUAAAAUGCAUAAUAUUAUGUUUUCCAAACCGCAAAUAAAUCCUCCGGCCAUCGCGUCAAAUAUCAGAGGCUACGAAAAACGAAUUGCAGACCAAACAAAACCAGAAAAUUCGAAUGAGGAGAAGAAGAGGAAAAUUGAGAAAAAAAGUACAACACAAAACGAAUAUAUCCAAAAAUUCAUUUCGAGCUCAGACGAAAAAUUCGUCAUAAAGAUGGAGAAGCACGAUCGAAUGAUCGACGCAAUUAACAACUUGGCCGAUGCCAUUAAAAAGAAAUAAACUUUUCUGCCGAAUGUCUGAAAAGUAUUUCAAUGAAAAUAUUAUUUUUGAUUAUUAUUAUUCAGUAUUUUUCCGCCAAAGGUAAUUUUAAGUUUCGUUUAAAAUUAUAAGUGUUUCAUUUUUCUAGUUUUUAAUUUUUUUUUAAAGUGAAUGUUGAAAUAAAAGUUUAUAUCAUUUGUUGUAUUAA